Gracilinanus agilis (Agile Gracile Mouse Opossum) is the source of this 3737-nucleotide messenger RNA. RefSeq names its product acyl-CoA dehydrogenase family member 10 (gene ACAD10). The record is from RefSeq and is a predicted model, not a curated record. The transcript is spliced from 20 exons. NCBI's taxonomy places the organism in Eukaryota, Metazoa, Chordata, Mammalia, Didelphimorphia, Didelphidae. Gene Ontology annotation, molecular function: flavin adenine dinucleotide binding; oxidoreductase activity, acting on the CH-CH group of donors.
AUGGGCUUCCUGAGGAUCUUCCAAUGCUCUUCAGUCCUAUGGGCCUGGAGACCGGCCCCCCUGAAGCCCCUCCAGAUCUGGGCCCGGCACCUGCCACAAAGGAAGCGUUCCGGAGGGAGCCCCUACAAAGCUGUGAUUUUUGACAUGGGUGGGGUUCUCAUUCCUUCUCCAUCCGCAGUGGCUGCAGAAUGGGAGGUGCAGAAUCGCAUCCCUUCUGGAACAGUCAUCAAGGCCCUAGUGGCUGGUGGGGAACAGGGAGCCUGGAUGAAAUUCAUGAGAGGAGAGAUGACACUGGCUGAAUUUUUGCAGAAGUUUGAGGCACAAUGCUCCGACAUGAUGAAGUUACCACUGCCAGUUGACUCAUUUUUUUCUCUGCUGACCAGUGGACAAGUUGCGAAGCCAUUUACAGUGAUGACAGAAGCAAUAAAUCGAAUCCGGGCAGAAGGCCUGAAGACUGCAGUUCUUAGUAAUAAUUUUUAUCUCCCCAAUGGGGAGAGUUUUUUGCCUCUGGACCGGAAACAGUUUGAUGUGAUUGUUGAAUCCUGUCUAGAAGGGAUCUGUAAGCCAGACCCUCGUAUUUAUAAGAUGUGUCUGCAGCGACUGCAGGUGGAGCCCUCAGAAUCCAUCUUUCUUGAUGACCUUGGACAUAAUUUAAAGGCAGCUACUCAGCUUGGCAUCCAUACUAUAAAGGUGAAUGAUGCAGAAAGUGCCUUAGAAGAGUUAGAAACCUUUUUGGGGUUUCCAUUGCGGGAGAUCAUUCCAAAGACCUGUCCAGUGAGAAAGACAAAGGAAAUUCCAAGCGAUUCCCUAGAGAAAUACCUUAAAAGCCUUCUAGGAAGUCAAGCAAAAGGUCCCUUAGAACUCCGGCCGUUUAGCCGUGGGCAGUCCAGCUCGACUUACUCCAUCAGGUUGGCCAGUCAUCACUUGGUCCUGAGAAAGAAGCCUCCGGGAAAACUCCUUCCCUCUGCCCGAGCUGUGGAGAGGGAAUUCAGGAUAAUAAAAGCCCUCGGUGAUGCUGGAGUUCCCGUCCCCAAAGUUCUUGACCUCUGCAGGGAUUCAAGUGUCAUUGGUACCCCAUUCUACUUGAUGGAGUACUGCCCUGGACAGAUCUACAAGGAAGCCUCACUUCCAGACAUGGAGCCCAGCCAGAGGGAGGCUGUCUACACUGCCAUGAACCAGGUGCUGUGCCAGCUUCAUGGUGUGGACAUCAAGGCAGCCGGUCUGGAAGAUUACGGGAAGCAAGGGGACUAUGUUCAACGCCAGGUUCAAAUCUGGACCAAGCAAUAUCGAGCCUCAGAAACCAGCACUAUCCCAGCCAUGGAGAGACUCAUCGAGUGGCUCCCCCAGCACCUGCCCAAAACACAGAAGACAACGGUGGUGCAUGGAGAUUUCAGGCUAGAUAACCUGAUCUUUCAUCCAGAAAAGGCCGAAGUACUUGCCAUCCUUGAUUGGGAAUUUUCAACAUUAGGAGAUCCUCUCUCUGACGUUGCCUGGAACUGCCUCACUCACUACUUGCCAUCCAACUUUCCUGUCAUAAAAGGAUUGAGUGAUUUGGAUCUUACUCAGUUGGGAAUUCCUACUGCCGAGGAGUAUUUCAAAAUGUAUUGUCAUCACAUGGAGAUUCCUGCAGCUGAAAACUGGAACUUCUAUAUGGCCUUCUCCUUUUUCCGAAUGGCUGCAAUCCUGCAGGAAGCGUACAAAGGUUCUCUCCAAGGUCAAUCAGACUCAGCUCCUGCAGGACAAAGUGGGAAACUGCCUGAGUUCGUGUCUAACUUGGCAUGGGACUUUGCCGUGAAGGAAGGGUUUCGGAUCUUCAAAGGGAUGCCAAGUACAAGGCUGUCAUCAACAAGGUCCUACUGUCAGUGGACCCAUCAGAGGCCACCACUCAUCCCCAAUGGAACAAGAAGUUGGGCCACUUUUUCUAAGGUACCUCAGACUCCUGCCUCCAAAGGGAUCCUGAUUAUCUCUUCAGAGGUCCUUUCAGAACCAGUCAGGGUUCUCUAUCACAGACUGGAGAGAUUCAUAGAAACCCACCCCUACCCAGAGAUCCAUCGCACUCCUAGACAGGAAAAAGCCAAGUCUGAAGAGCUGUGGAACCUCUUCUUGCCAGUGGAGAUUGAUCCUGAGAGGAAGUAUAGUGCAGGCCUGACUAACCUGGAAUACACUCAUUUGUGCAAGCUCAUGGGCAAGUCCGUGUAUGCCCCAGAAGCCUUUUACAGCUCUGCUCCCAAUGCGGGAAACGUGGAGCUGCUGGUGAGAUACGAAACCGAAGAGCAGAAAAGCCGAUGGCUCCUUCCUUUGUUCUGUUCAUGCUUUGCUAUGACCGAGCCCCAGGUUGCUUCACCUGAUGCCACUGAUAUUGAAUCUUCCAUUAGAGAGGAGAACGACGUCUAUGUCAAAAAUGGUCCUAAGUGGUGGAUAUCAGGAAUCCUGGAUCCCCAUUGCUAGCUCUGAAUGUUUAUGGGAAAAACAGACUCACAUGCCCCACAUCACCAGCAACAAUCAGUGCUCUUAGUUCCAAUGUACAUCCCAGGGAUAAAAAUCAUCAGACCACUAAGAGUGUAUGGGCUGGAAGAUGCUCCAGCAGGUCACGGGGAGGUCAUUUUUGAGAAUGCACAGGAACCUAAAGAACACAUGGUUCUGAGCCCUGGCCAAGGGUUUGAGAUUGCCCAGAGCUGCCUCGGCCCUGGGAGGAUCCAUCAUUGCGUGUGGCUGUUUGGGUACUCAGAGAGAACGUUGGCUUUCAUGAAGGAACCAGUGAAAUCACGAGUGGCAUUUGGGAGGCUUCUGCUGGAGCAGGAGCAGGGCACAAUUUGGGCAGACAUUGCCAAGUCCAGGGCUGAUACUGAUCAAGCGAGACUCCUUGUGUUGAAAGCUGCCCACCUCGUGGAAGUAGCCAGAAACAAGGAAUUAGGAAUAAUGUUGUGCUGCCGGAUAGGACAUUUCCGGGGGCCACAUCUGGCCUUUGGAGCGGCAGGACCAUGCAGGGAUUCUCACCUGGUUCGAUUUUUGUCCUGGGCCGGAGCACUUUGGCUUGCAGAUAGACCCGAGGAGGUUCACAGGACAACGGUGGCAAAGAUUGAGUUAAUCCGUUAGCUUUUGGCCAUCAACAGCAUCAUAGUGGGAAGAAUUUAGAAGCUUGGGGAUUAACAAUGAUGUCAUUCAAAAUCAUCACGUGACUUGGGACAGCCCCUCUAUUAUUGUGUUGGACAAUCACUCUGAUCUUUUACCGCCAACAAGAGAACUCACUGUGAGAAACGUGAAAACACAGCGCUGGGAGGCUGCGCCCUCAGUGGCUUGGCAGAGUCCUUAGAGCUGGCCUUGGGCCUCUGCAUGCUUGGCUGGGAAUUCAGCUUAUGUGGUGCUUCAAGGCCCUGGAAAUAUAACCAAAGACAGACCCACAAGGCCAGCCUGGAGGGUGGCAGUGGGAAAUCCAGCUAGUCCUGGGCCUUCCUCUGCUCAAGGGUGCCCUCUUCUGCCAUCAAGAAACACCUGAUUCUAUAAAGAGACUGGCUGAGCCUGAGGGAAUGGGCAGAAAACCCAAAGACACUGGAGUUCUCCCGAGACCUCCUACUUAGCUGUUUCAGGGGGCUCCUCUGUGGAGGCCAAAUUGUGUGGCCCUAAAUUUAAAAAAAACAGAAAGGGCAUUUUUUUUUAAAUGAGGAAAUAAACCACAUGGCCCUGGGACACAUCUUUGCAAUGUGAAAUUCAUUCAGAAUAAAGCAUUUUAAUUGUCA